Ixodes scapularis (black-legged tick) is the source of this 1692-nucleotide messenger RNA. Its product is annotated as nose resistant to fluoxetine protein 6. Gene Ontology annotation, molecular function: acyltransferase activity, transferring groups other than amino-acyl groups. The transcript has 13 exons. Lineage: Eukaryota; Metazoa; Arthropoda; Arachnida; Ixodida; Ixodidae. Bases 1 to 1692 code for a protein of 563 amino acids. The record is from RefSeq and is a predicted model, not a curated record.
AUGCCCCAGCUCCACGACAUCGCCAUUAAAAAAGUCAUCACGGAUACGUCGAACAUUGUCUUGAAAACAAUAUGGCCCAUCAUUUCGGACCAGGCAUCCAAUCCGAACAUCAGUCUUCCGUGCACUUCCAGUCUCAUCAAGGCAUUCUUGGCCUUCAAGCGACAAGAUCCCUGGAUGAUUAAAACUUUUCAAAACUACAGAGUUCUGGCGAAAGUACGAGGUUGUAGGACGGAUGAUCCGAAGGAAGUUACUCCGCUCCAAGUAUUCUCGCUGAGCGUGCUUUCUGCUUUGAGCUUUAUUGUUCUGCUAGCAACCUUAGCCGAAUGGUGCCUUCAGGGUGUGGCUCCAAAAGUUCUUGUCAUGAGAAUAUUCCUAAUGUUUUCGGCGACUUCCAAUACAAAAGACUUGCUGAAAACAAGCGGUAAAGGUCUAAAUCAGUCGCUGUUAUUCUUAAGUGGUAUGAAAGUUAUCUGCGCUUAUUGGGUGUUACUGGCGCACGAGUACAUUGCUCUCCAGCCUGAGUUUCUCCACAGUCCGUUUGAGUUACUGCGACUCGGGUCAACGCUCAGAUUUCAGUUUAUUGCCAAUAGCGUACUCAGCGUUACUACCUUUUUUGUGAUAAGUGGGUUUCUACUGUCCUUUACUAUGCUACAUGCACAGCCAACCCUUUAUGUGUUCUUUACAUGCAUUGCGAAAAGGUACAUCAGAUUGACACUUCCUGUGAUGGCAACCGUGUUAGUUGCAUUCCUACUACCCCUGAUUGCUAAUGGACCAGCAGACCAGGAUCUGAUUUUACAACAAAUCCGAGGAUGUACCAGUCACUGGUGGACGUUGAUGGCUCAAGUUAACAAUUUCACUCCUCUGCAUGAAAGAUGCUUGAGUCACCUGUGGUAUGUCAGCGCAGAAAUGCAAAUCUUUACCUUCAUAGCCCUGCCGUUGGCACUACUCCUUUGCAGGUACCGAAAAAUAGGUGUAACUUUAUCUGUUACGCUUGUGCUGACAUUCGCCACUAUCGCAACAAUUCAGACUUACACCUGGCAACUAUUUUAUGGCAUAACCUUCGGGACCAACGAUGGAAGGCGCUUCGCAGCAACCCUGGAGCUUAUUCAUUUUCGACCGUUUGUUCAUGUGCCUGAGUAUGUAUGUGGAGUCGUUUGCGGAUACCUGGCCGUUCGUUACCAGAAAUAUCACCUAAGGAAGGUGAUCGAGAUUGUGUUGUGGCUCGCAUCAUUAGGCUUGGCAUCGUUCGUGAUGUUCGUAACUGUACCUUGGAAUGAAGGUCGCAUGCCUGACGGCCUUACGAACGCUAUCUACGGUGGCUGUCAUCGUGUUCUCUGGUCCAUUGGGCUCUUCUGGCCAAUGUUUGCUUGUGCAACGAAGAAUGGAGGACUUCUAAACAAAUUUCUCUCCUGGAACGUCUUCAUUCCCUUGUCACGGCUGACGUACGGAAUUUACCUGGUUCAUCUCCUAUUCCACUUGUUGCGCAUGGCUAAUACAAAGACGGCAAUUGACGUGGACGAAUAUUUACAGAUAAGGAAUUCCAUUGGCACGUUUGGACUCAGCGUUUUGCUGGCAUAUCUUCUCUACCUCACCUGCGAGGCUCCCACACAGCACUUGUGUAAACUGCUCUUCGCCCGUCCCAAGUCAAACCCCGUUACCACCGUGUCGACCACCGAAACAACCCUUAAGUAA